GCCAAGCCCUAAUGCCUGCCACCAUUGGACCAGCCAAAAGUUCAUCAUAAAUGCUUUGCUAAGGUCCUCUCCAAAUCCAACCAACUUCGACCAAGCGGCCUCUUCCCCUCGUUCCAUCGCUUUCUUCAUCCUUUCCUGCCUGCCCUGGUGCCCCAAACAGAGAGAAUGGAUCAGCCGGGCCACACCACCCCGCCGGUGAUGGGCGUCGCCACUGGGGUGCCCUACGCCGCGGCUGCCGGCGGCGGCCCCUACCAGGCCUACCAGCAUCUGUACCACCAGCAACAGCAGCAGCAGCAGCAGCAGCUCCAGUUGUUCUGGGCCGACCAGUACCGCGAGAUCGAGCAGACCACCGACUUCAAGAACCACAGCCUGCCGCUCGCCCGGAUCAAGAAGAUCAUGAAGGCCGACGAGGACGUCCGCAUGAUCGCCGCCGAGGCCCCCGUGGUCUUCGCCAGGGCCUGCGAGAUGUUCAUCCUCGAGCUCACGCACCGGUCGUGGGCUCACGCCGAGGAGAACAAGCGCCGCACCUUGCAGAAAAAUGACAUAGCCGCCGCCAUCUCCCGCACCGACGUCUUCGACUUCCUCAUCGACAUCGUGCCGAGAGAGGAGGGGAAGGAAGACGUGGCACGCCCGCUCGGUGGCCCGCCCACCGACCCGAUGUCUUACUACUAUGUCCAGCAGUAGCAGUAGCAGCAUCAGCAUCAGCAACAGCAUCAACAAUGUGCGCCUCUGUUUUCUUCCGCAAAGAGAUGUUUUCUCCGACAAUGCCUUGUCUUCCCCGUAAGUCAUUGCUAUUAGCAUCCAUCUGGAUUCGGAAGGAGCGGAAAACAGUCGACCUGUGGAACAGGAUGAUGGUGGUUGAAUGUUUUAACUUGUUAUAACUUGGUAUUGUCGACUGUUUACACGAAGGCAAUGUUUUGUUUAAAGGAUCUGCUUCUCUCGGAAAAUAACUUACCAAUGUAUGGUGAAUCAAAAUUUUGUGUGUCGAAACUUGAUCUUUUCAAGUGUAGAUAUGAAGGAAUUGAUAUUAUUGUGGCUGU
Molecule: messenger RNA, 1040 nt
Organism: Musa acuminata AAA Group (dessert banana)
Lineage: Eukaryota; Viridiplantae; Streptophyta; Magnoliopsida; Zingiberales; Musaceae
Product: nuclear transcription factor Y subunit C-6-like
Exons: 3
Coding region: 166-684 (172 amino acids)
Biological process (GO): regulation of transcription by RNA polymerase II
Cellular component (GO): nucleus
Molecular function (GO): protein heterodimerization activity; RNA polymerase II cis-regulatory region sequence-specific DNA binding; DNA-binding transcription factor activity, RNA polymerase II-specific
Source: RefSeq, a predicted model, not a curated record